Brassica rapa (field mustard) is the source of this 573-nucleotide messenger RNA. RefSeq names its product pectinesterase inhibitor. Gene Ontology annotation, biological process: negative regulation of catalytic activity. Gene Ontology annotation, molecular function: pectinesterase inhibitor activity. The record is from RefSeq and is a predicted model, not a curated record. Lineage: Eukaryota; Viridiplantae; Streptophyta; Magnoliopsida; Brassicales; Brassicaceae.
AUGGGUGUAUCUUGCAUCACAAGAAACACAUAUUCAAUCCUCUCUCUUCAACUUCUUCUGAUUCUUAUCAUCACCCCUUCAUCUUUUUCCUUUACUCCCACAGACAACGUCACGAAAGAAACCCUCAACAAACUCUGCUCACAAUCAAUCCUUUACAAUCGUCGUUUUUGCGUCAAAUGGCUAACCGCUCAUAAUAGAACGACCUCAAUGAACAUCCGGGGCCUUAUGGAGUUCGCAGCCGAAAAAGCUCAAGCGUUUGGUCAGGAAAACCUAGAUCUGAUGGACCUCUUUGCAAAAAUCUCAGGUAAUGACAAGCAGUUCAAGAACGCUUGCGUUGAAUGUGUGAAUGGCUAUGGCACAGCGAUCAAAGAGCUUGAAGUAGCUAAAGAGUUUUUGAGAAAUAACUCGUUCCAACAAGCAUAUAACGCUGCUUACAAAGCACUUGAUUAUGCUUAUGUAUGCAAAGAUCAGUUCGAAGGACCUUCUAAUGAGCCGCCUUUUGUUUUGAAUCGCAGUGUCAAGUUUAUCGAAAUGUGUCACAUUGUUAGAUUUUUCACUAGUCUUUUCAAUUAA